AUGGCCUCACGUCCCUCGAUCCCAACCGGCGGCCGCCGGCCUGCCGCCCGCGAGGCCGGCCCCUUCCCACGCCGUGCAGCCUCCCCAGGCCCCGUUCACGACCGGCCGCCGCCCACCGCCGGCCACCGCGCCGCCUCCUCUAGGUUAGGAGCUGAACGAGAGCCCAAGUUCCCAAGGGCCGCCGCGCCGCCGCCGGCCUUCUCCAGCCCCACCGCUGCUUGGCCGCCGCCUCCGGCUCCUCUUCCGCCACGUUGGGGGCCAACCGCCGCCGCCGCGAACCUUCGGCUCGCCCGGGCUGGAGCCGGGCGUACCCAGACCCGCCGGCGUCCACUGGAGUCGCCGCUGGCCGCCGCGCGCCCCUGCCGCCCCCUGCUCGCGCGGCCCAACGGCCUCCAGCGGCCCCAGCUGUCCUCCCGCCGCAACGGUUUCUCUCCGCAGCCGCCGAGCCCCUAUGGCUCUAGUGGGUCCGAGCCGGACCCACUGACGCCCACCGGCGUCCAUCGACCCCGCCGCGGCCGCCGCGCACGUCCGCCACUGCCGGCCGUCCCUGCCGCGGCCCCUCAAGGCCCUCCCACUGCGAAGGGUAGGGCUCGCCGUCGUCCCGCUCCUCCUCCUCCAGGGUGCCGGAGCCGGUCUAGACGAGUCUAG
Ananas comosus (pineapple) is the source of this 648-nucleotide messenger RNA. Its product is annotated as WAS/WASL-interacting protein family member 1-like. The coding region runs from base 1 to 648 and encodes 215 amino acids. The transcript has a single exon. The record is from RefSeq and is a predicted model, not a curated record. Lineage: Eukaryota; Viridiplantae; Streptophyta; Magnoliopsida; Poales; Bromeliaceae.